AUGGCGACAGAAACAGCUCCGGUCCACAACGAAGUCGCCCUCCUUCUGAAGUCCCUCCACAAACCAGGAGAUCCCCUCAUCCUUACCAACAUCUACGAUGCAGCCUCCGCGAACGCUGUCAUCUCCCUCAAUAAAGCCAGCCCUUGCCUCGUCAAAGCCCUCGCCACAACCUCCUACGGCAUAGCCAACACCUUCUCCGUCCCCGAUACCGCCCUGACACUCAAUCAAAACCUAGCCGGCAUCCACAAAAUCGCUCCCAUCGCACAAUCUGCUGGUCUCCCUCUUACGGUCGACCUUCAAGACGGCUACGGCGAAUUCCUCGACACGUCCGUCUAUCGAAUCAUCUGGGCUGGUGCAGUAGGCGCCAAUAUCGAGGAUUCAUACCCGGAAAAGGGAUUCAGUCACGGAAUGAGCUGCCUAAGGAGCGUGGAAGAAUCGGCCGAGAGGAUAAGGCUUGCCAUAACGUAUGCGACGCAAGUAGAAUUGCCGGAUUUCGUAGUCAAUGCGAGGACGGAUGUGUUGCGGUUGAAGCCGAAUCCCGAGGGAUGGACCAGGGAGAUGAUGGUGCAGGAGGUGGUGAAAAGGGGCAAGGCGUUCUUGGAAGCUGGAGCGACCUGUGUUUUUGUUUGGGGUGGGGCGGCGGGGGAGGUUACAAAGAAGGAAAUACAAUUGUUGGUGAAGGAAUUUGAUGGCAAGUUGGCUGUUAAAUUGGCGGAUGGGAGGGACGGGCUUUCUGUGAGGGAGUUGACGGAGCUGGUAGUGUGUCGGAUCAGUAUGGGUGCUGGACUUUACAGCGACGAUAUGGAUGCUCUGCGGAAAAAGGCUGAGAGGAUCUUGAAAGGCGGCCAGCUUUGGGUCGAGGUCGAGUGA
Hyaloscypha bicolor E is the source of this 870-nucleotide messenger RNA. Its product is annotated as Phosphoenolpyruvate/pyruvate domain-containing protein. Gene Ontology annotation, molecular function: catalytic activity. The transcript has a single exon. The record is from RefSeq and is a predicted model, not a curated record. Lineage: Eukaryota; Fungi; Ascomycota; Leotiomycetes; Helotiales; Hyaloscyphaceae. Bases 1 to 870 code for a protein of 289 amino acids.